This is a messenger RNA of Panicum virgatum (switchgrass), 2399 nucleotides long. Its product is annotated as pentatricopeptide repeat-containing protein At4g18520, chloroplastic-like. Gene Ontology annotation, biological process: RNA modification. NCBI's taxonomy places the organism in Eukaryota, Viridiplantae, Streptophyta, Magnoliopsida, Poales, Poaceae. The transcript has a single exon. The record is from RefSeq and is a predicted model, not a curated record. Bases 262 to 2118 code for a protein of 618 amino acids. Gene Ontology annotation, molecular function: RNA binding; protein binding.
UCACCCAAAAAAAAAAUCCAGACUCUCCCCACAAAAUCAAAACCAGCUCGCCCACUCAGCCUCUCGGCCUCUCCCAUCCGCACUGCCUCGCCGGCAGCCGCCGCCGCCCACCUCCUCUCCCACCGUUGCCACCAGCACCCGCGCUGCGGCCGCCUCUUCCCCUCGGGUCUCCCCCUUUGCUGCCUCUGCCUCGGUCGCGCCUUCGUUCUGCUCCUGCCUCAUCUGAGUCCAGGCGCGCCCCGGAACGGGGAAGGGACCCAGAUGCUACUCUGCUGCUCUCCGUUUGCCCAUCGAAUCCAGACCUGUUCUCCGCCCCCGCCGCUUCUCCCGAGCAGCUUGCCUCUAAGCGUGCUCAGCCCCGGCGAGAAGGGGAGGAGCAAGAAGAGCAAGUUCCACAACGUCCGGGCGCAAGCUUUCAAGUCCAAGAGCCAAUCUUUGCCCACCCAAUCCCACCGGGCUGAUGGCCACGGGGACCCUACGGAUGAAGACCCGAGAGGGAAUUUGCCAGGGUCUGCCGCGCCCUCGCUGCCGGACGCUGAGGCUGUCGCCUUCUGGCUGCGUUCCUCCCGGAGCGCAGCCGGUGUCCGGAGAGCGCACGCGGUUGCCCUGCGGUCGCUCGACAGCCUUGGGGUGUUCGUGUCCAACAAUCUGAUCAGUGCUUACUCGAGGUUCGAUGAGGUUGCAGAUGCGAGGAUGGUGUUCGACCAAAUGCCCGAGAGGAGCAUCGUGUCGUGGACUGCCAUGAUGAACGGGUAUCAGAAGCUUGGCCGCCACGGUGAGGUUGUGCGGCUGUUCUUGGGUAUGCUGGCCACAGGAAUGCAAGGUAACAGCUUGACUUUUGUUUGCCUGUUGAAAUCUUGUGGGGAGAGGGGCGAUGCUCAGCUGGGGCGACAGGUGCACUGUUGCGUUGCGAAGGGUGGGUGGAGCAAUGUGAUAGUGGACAGUGCGGUCGCUCACUUCUAUGCUCAAUGUGGAGAUGUUGCCGCUGCUUCAACUGUGUUUGAGAGGAUGGCCUCCCGCGAUGUUGUCUCCUGGACAACGAUGAUCACGGCUUAUGUGCAGCAUGGGCAUGGGGACAAAGCUCUUCAGAUGUUCCCAACGAUGGUGGCCGAGGGAUUUCGCCCCAAUGAGUUCACUGUGUGUAGCGUCCUCAAGGCUUGCGCAGAGGAGAAGGCUCUAAGAUUUGGGAAGCAGUUGCAUGGUGCUGUGGUGAAGAAGCAAUACAAAUAUGAUAUCCAUGUCGGGAGUGCUCUUGUCACUAUGUAUACCAGAUGUGGUGAUGUGUUUGAUGCCCAAGCAGUGUUUGAUAAGAUGCCAAGAAGAAACACAAUUACAUGGACUUCAAUGAUCUCUGGAUAUGCGCAAAGUGGCUUUGGUGAAGAAGCUAUCUUGUUGUUCCGAAAGAUGAAGAUGCGCAGAGUAUUUGUUAACAACCUCACCAUUGUCGGUCUCCUUAGUGCUUGUGGAUCUAUGAAGUCAAUUUAUCUUGGAAAGGAACUGCAUGCGCAGAUAAUAAAGAACUGUAUGGAAGAUAAUCUACAAAUUGGGAGUACACUUGUUUGGUUCUACUCCAAAUGUGGGGAGCACACUUAUGCUGCAAGAAUUCUAGAAGCAAUGCCUGACCGCGAUGCUGUCGCAUGGACAGCUAUGAUUUCAGGCUACAACAAUCUUGGCCAUAAUGUUGAAGCACUUAAAUCAUUAGAUGAGAUGUUAUGGGAUGGUGUGACACCAAAUACUUACACUUAUUCCUCAGCUUUGAAAGCUUGUGCCAGAUUGGAGGCUCUCCGAGAUGGAAGGAGGAUCCAUGGCGUUAUUAACAAGACUCAAGCUUUCUCAAAUGUUUUUGUGGGAUGCUCGCUGAUCGAUAUGUAUAUGCGGUGUGGUAAAGUUGAUGAAGCUCAACGAGUCUUUGAUGCCAUGCCAGAGCACAACUUAGUAACAUGGAAAGUGAUGAUUACAGGAUUCACCCAAAAUGGGCUCUGCGAAGAGGCUUUAAAAUACAUGUACCUAAUGCAGCAAGAAGGGUAUAAUGUUGAUGACUUUGUGCUUUCGACAGUUUUGACGUCAUGUGGAGAUCUUCAGUUGAAAUCAGAUGGCAUCUCGUUUCUAGCUCAAUAACUAAAUUAUUUCACUUUCACGAAUUCUUAGGCUAGUUAGGGAAUAUCAGCAAAAUGCUGGUGCAGCUGUACAAAGUCAGUUGUUGGUCUCAGGAUGCCAAACUAGUUUCUUUGUCAGAUUGUGCAUUAGAAAACCCGAUCAGAAACUGAUCGUUCAAGGUGUGGGUAUACAUACGAAUACUUCGCAGGAAUCUCUACUAACCAUUUCUCUUUUUUUUGCUGGUAACCAUUUUCCUUGGCUUUUCUUGUGAAGCUGUGUAUACCAUAAUCUAAGCAUUGUUA